This is a messenger RNA of Trichoplax adhaerens, 981 nucleotides long. RefSeq lists its product as uncharacterized. Lineage: Eukaryota; Metazoa; Placozoa; Uniplacotomia; Trichoplacea; Trichoplacidae. Bases 1 to 981 code for a protein of 326 amino acids. The transcript has 10 exons. The record is from RefSeq and is a predicted model, not a curated record.
AUGCCAAAGUUUACCGACGGCACCUUCAAGAUGUUAUUGAGGUUUCUACAGGAUCUUGGUUAUAGCCAACAUGCUGCUGAACAAAUCGAUUGCGAUACUAUUGAAAUAACACUACAAAAACUUCAAUAUCCUAUAGCUUUAAACGAACAAGAUGUUGUUGCUUUUGGACAAGAUGAUGUAUUUGUUUCGUUAUCAUUGCUAAAGUGCUUACAAUGGACAAUUACUUUAAUAAAGUGCCAUGAUGAAAUCGAUCAAGAUGAUUUACUUUUUCCAGUUGCUCAAUUGAUCAAUAAUGAGGAUAGUUAUCGUUUAUACAACAAGCGCGCUGUAUACGAAUUUUGUGUUGAAACCUUGCCAAUUAACGAUCGACAGAAAGUAGAUGAUCUAUUUGAAACUUAUAAUUCAGCCUUAGUAGCGGUUGAUCCUUAUACUCCAAAGACUCUGUCUGGAGCUUUAGAUGAACUAACAGAUGACUUUUAUCGAUAUUUACGUAAUCUGCCUGAAGCAGCUGAAAUUUGUGAUAGGAUGGAUUAUAUGAUCUACAUAACGAAAAAUGACAACAAUAAAAGAAAACAUAAACUACAAAUUAUGGAGGAAGAAAUAGAGCGGAUCGAAAAUGACACGAACGAACGAAUGAAACAAUAUAGGAUGGAAUUGGAUGAUGUCAUCUCUCGAUAUCAAUUAUUUUUUAGAGUUGAAGAAUUACCAGUAAUUAAUCCAAUGCUACUAAAUGAAGAAUUGAAAGAAUUGAAAGAAAGAUUGCAAUCUGAAAACUCCGAGCUGGAGAAGAAAGAAAAAGAAUUCAAUAUUUUUAUAUACGAGGCAGCUAGAGAAAUAGGCUUGCACCUAGUAUUAGUUCAGGUCAAUUGCUGUCUAUUCAGCCCAUUUUUGAGUCCGAUAAUUAAAAUCUUCGCACAACAUCCAAACAGGCCACAGUCAUUCAAGAUGGAAGACUACUUAUUCUAUCAGAACGGUCGGUAA